Molecule: messenger RNA, 1770 nt
Organism: Closterium sp. Naga37s-1
Lineage: Eukaryota; Viridiplantae; Streptophyta; Zygnematophyceae; Desmidiales; Closteriaceae
Source: the annotation of a GenBank genome assembly
AUGCACGCUACUCGUCGCCGUCGCCUAUGUUCACUCCCCUCCGUCGCCCACGCGACCAUUCUCGCGUCAAUGUCUCACACUUCCCUCCAUCGCCAUAGCUCACUCCCUCUCAUCGCCCUCGCGCACUCCCCUCCCGUCGCCUUCGCGCACUUCCCUCCCGUCGCCUUCGCGCACACCCGUCCCGUCGCCUUCGCGCACUCCCCUCCCAUCGCCUUCGCGCACUCCCCUCCCGUCGCCUUCGCGCACUCCCCUCCAAAGAGGAUGAUCACCCCCCCCCCCGUCGCCCACGCUUCCUUCCUGACGCACGAUCACGCUCCCUCCCCUCCCGUCGCCUUUGCGCGACGCCUCUUUCGCCCCUCCUCACUCUCUUCCGUCGCCCACGCUCACUCCCCUCCCGUCGCCCACGCUCACUCCCCUCCCAUCGCUCAUGCUCACUCCCCUUACGUCAUAAUGGGGACUCCCCGCGCCUUGCAACUCUCCUUCCUCCUGCUACGUCACACCCCACACUCUCGUCUCCCCAUCCCUCAUCUCCCCAUCCCUCGUCUCCCCAUCCCUCAUCUCCCCAUCCCUCAUCUCCCCUUCCCUCAUCUCUCCAUCCCUCGUCUCCCCAUGCCUCAUCUCCCCAUCCCUCACCUCCCCAUGCCUCACCUCCUCAUCUCUCAUCUCCCCAUCCCUCAUCUCCGCAUCCCUCAUCUCCCCAUCCCGCAUAUCCCCAUCCCUCAUCUCCCCUUCCCUCACCUCCCCGUCCCUCAUCUCCCAAUCCCGCAUCUCCCCAUCCCGCAUCUCCCCAUCCCUCAUCUCCCCAUCCCUCAUCUCCCCAUCCCUCACCUCCCCAUCUCUCACCUCCCCAUCCCUCAUCUCCCCAUCCCUCACCUCCCCAUCUCUCACCUCCCCAUCCCUCACCUCCCCAUCUCUCACCUCCCCAUCCCUCAUCUCCCCAUGCCUCACCUCUCCAUCGCUCAUCCAUCCAUCCCUCAUCUCCCCAUGCCUCACCCCAUCUCCGCCGCACCCCGUGGCAUCGUCACACGUCGCCACUUCCCACCUCUUCCUACUUCCCAUCCCCCUCUUCCGCCCUUCCUCCCCCCUUCUCUCAAUCCCUUCCUCUCGCCCUGCCAUCCUACUUCCCAUCCCCCUUUCCUCGUUUCCCCAGACCUCCUUUCCCCAUCCCGUCAUUCACUCUCCCUCCGUUCCCCAUCCUUCCAUUCCCCAUGCCUACUUUCACCAUUCCACCAUACCCCAUUCACCAUACUCCUAACCCCAUCUCCUCCUCACCCCAUCUCCUCCUAUACACAUCCGCUUCUUUCCCCUUCCCUCGUCACCCGCGUCCCCUCCUCUCCCCAUCCCCUCCUCUCACCAUCCCCUCUUCUCCCCACCCCCUCCCGUCCUCUCCCCAUCCGCCCAUCCCACCUCACCACUUCCCUCCUCUUCCCAUCCAUCCUCUCCUCAUCCCUCCCCAUCCGUCCUUUCCCCAUCCGAUCCUCUCACCCUCCCCUCCAGGUGUUUCCCACACCGCCCUCGGCCCAGCGGCACCUCUUCAUCCCUUGUGCUUUUCUGCACCAGGGAGCUGCUUGGGGCGCUGUGGGUGGAUGGCGGUGGGCAGAGUCACACAGCAUAGGCAGACGUGGUGCUGCCUGUCCUCCCUUUCCCCCGUCCUCCCUCCCCAUCCAUCCUUCCCUUCCUCUGUUCCUCUCUUCCUCCAUACGUCCCUUCCUCCAUUUCUCUGUCCCUCUUUUCCCCUGGUCGUCCUUCUGUUUGUCUCCUACCGUAUGA